Messenger RNA from Equus caballus (horse), 4165 nucleotides. It is a transcript of the gene H2BK1, whose product is annotated as H2B.K variant histone 1. The record is from RefSeq and is a predicted model, not a curated record. Gene Ontology annotation, cellular component: nucleosome. Lineage: Eukaryota; Metazoa; Chordata; Mammalia; Perissodactyla; Equidae. Gene Ontology annotation, molecular function: DNA binding; structural constituent of chromatin; protein heterodimerization activity.
AGUUCAGGGACAAUCUUCCUCACCAAAAAGAAGAAAAAGAAAAAUGCAGAUUCCUGGGCUCCAGACCUAUUGAUUACAUUUGGUGGGAUAAGAGAGAUGCAGAAAUGGUCAGGAGUCUAUUUUCACACUCAAGUUUGCAAACCAGUGUUCCUGGCAGGAUACAGGAAAUUUUAUUAUUUUACCUGUCCACAGCCUUAAUUAGCAGUAAUUUACUUCCAACUGGGGCCUCUGCAUAGCCUGUCUGAACUUGAAUAGCACUUCUAGCCUUUGUGCCACAGGCACACCAGUGGCCAUCCUUACUGAUGUGGAUUCAUCACUUCUGAAACCUCAGCAGCCAUCCCUGUGGGAAAACAUACACAGCCGUGAUUUUUCAGCUUUCAUUAUAGUACAUCCAAGACUAUGUAAAACAAAAAAGUCCCAGAUGGUGUCUAAGCCUCCAAGGAGUUCACGAUCUAAUGGGAAAGCCAACGAGACUAGAGAACAAGAUAGAAGGGGCAUAAAUCAGAUGGUAAAUUGUGACUUCGGUAGCAGGAUACACAGAAGGAUUCAAAGGGGAAGGAAGUCUCCAGUGGGUAGCUGCCCAGAAGGGCUGGGUUGGUGCUCUAACUUGAAAGAUGAGUAGGAUCUUCUCAGCUGGCUGUGAAGUCCAAGAGCUGCCCUGGGCAGAGGGAACAGUAAGAGUGAGCAUAAGGUGAGAAGCUGCAGCUGAGCCCGAGACGCCGAGGCUGGUUGAGGGGCACGGCUCCUGCUCUGCCGUCAACCCCAAGGACCUGGCCUUGCUGCUUUGUGCCUGAAGUGCGUCCCAGAGCAGAAUGGCCUACGUCAGUCCUGAGUAUCCAGAGACUUGGUUGUGGGGAGAAUGGGGAUGGAGAGGAGAGCUCCUGCUACUUCAGCCGAGGGAGGGCCUGGGGAUGUUGUUAAGAACUCCCGUUAAAGUCAGGUGGGGUCUCCAGCGUAGUGUUCCUGAGGUGCUAAGGGAUGGGAGGGCUUCAGAACCUGAGAAAUGUAAUAGGCUAGUCAGCCUGUCCAAAAAAAAGCCAAUCUCAAAAAUUUUAAGAAUGCCUAAAAAGCCCACAAAAGAUGUAUUUCCACAAAUGCCUAAAAUUAGCGGUGCCUUAUUUUGGGUUAAGGAUUGCCCUCUGGGUUCUCUUAAACCCAGCACGUUAAGAUGUGGCUGAUGUUGAGAACUGGGUGAAGAGGUGAGUUGAGGGAGGCGAUUGCUCAGGCUCUCUUUCCUCCUCUGACAGGUGGUGCUUGUCUUCAGUCCUCUUCCCGGGUCUUCCUGACUGGGAAACGCCUCUUUCCCCCAGCCUGUGCUUUUCAUUUUGCUCCAGGUUUCUUUAAUCAGCGUUCAAGAACCUGAAAUACUCGCUCACAUAUAGGUGCAAAGUGGACAGGACUAACUUGCUCCAUUUAACAGCCACAUUUUUCUUCCCUUCCCUUAGCUGCUAACUUCCACAGGACCCCGCUAUCAUCUGCUUUUAUGGAGAGCAUCCAGUGUUUCUCUCCCGACUUCCUCCAGUCGUCCCAAACCCCUCCCUGUCAGACCCUCCCAGCUGUGCUCUCCUGCUGCCUACACUCUUGGCUCAGCGCUCUGCUCCAUCUUCUGCCUUCAGUCCAUCCUCACUCUACUCUCCACCCAUUGAUUCCUCUCUGCUUUUCACACCAUUUAUCUUUCUCCCUUUCUUCCCAAUUAAAUUUCCCUCCCUUCUCCCCAGUUAAAUUGUAGCCAUCCUACAAGACCAGCUUCAAGUCUAUCCCAUGAAGCCUCCCCUGGCUACUGCAGCCCUCGCUCAUUUUUCUUUUCUGGACUCUGUCCCUACCACACACUUUAGCCCUUUUACUCCACCCUAAUUGUUUGAUGUGAACCAGUCUUGUCUUCAGCUGUACUGUAGGGCUGUAUGGGGGGGAGCGUGCCUUGUGUUCCUUCUGACGCUCCCCAGCACUUUGAGCCGUGCCGAGCACAGUGGGUGCUGAGUGAUUGCAUGGCAUGGUUUGGUGGCGUGUGAACUCUAACAAGUGUGUAAUACACUGGGAGAUGAUCCAGUGAAGGAGGGGGCUGAUGAAGGGUUUCUUAUUCAGAGACAGAAAAUCCCAAUGGGGAGAGGAGGGAGCAAUUAGUCUCUUUCAAGAUUAACCCGGAGCAUGUUCUGGAUAGAGCUGGGCCAAGCCCCACCCCUCCAUCCCAGGUGCUGGCUCCCAGGCCCACCUGGUGGGCAGCUGACUUCAUAAAAGUAGCCCCCAAGGAGCAGAAAGUGGCUGUUACAAGGAGCAGGAGGAUGAGUACUGAGCAUGGACAACAGCAUCAGUCUGGGGGCCGAAGGGGCUGUAGUUCUGGGGACAAGAAGUCCAAAAAGCGUAGCCGGCGCAAAGAAACCUACUCAAUGUAUAUCUACAAGGUGCUGAAGCAGGUGCACCCCGAUAUCGGCAUCUCUUCCAAGGCCAUGAGCAUCAUGAACUCAUUUGUGAAUGAUGUGUUUGAGCGGCUGGCCGGCGAGGCUGCCCAGUUGGCCCAGUACUCGGGCCGAACCACACUGACAUCCCGGGAAGUCCAGACAGCCGUGCGUCUGCUGCUGCCUGGGGAGCUGGCCAAGCAUGCUGUGUCUGAAGGCACCAAGGCUGUCACCAAGUACACCAGCUCCAAGUGACCCGGGGCCUAACAAUAAAGCGUGAACUGCUCCCAUGCACUGUGGUGAUUUCGAAAAGGGACAUGCGGAGGCAAGGCGCGAUGUGGGGCAAGGGUGUCAUCACCUUUUAUGGCUACCAAGGUGGAAUAAUAACUUGUUUAUACUUUUUAAAAACUACUUUCUGGGUGUACCCCAUGAGGGACAUUGAUAGCGCUUUGUAAACAUACAGAUAUCUAAUUGGUAGUGAGCUGAAGUAGGACUUGGGAUCUGGGUUAGAAUCCUGGACCUGUUGCCAGCUGUUUCCAUCACUGCCUCUCUGUGCUGGAAAUUCCUCAUGUGUGUUACUCUUUCAGCUCAUGGUUUUGUGAUGCCAUUUCUGGCAAACUAUCAUUUCUGUCCUGUGCUGGGCACAGGGACUACACAGAUGUAUUCUUCAAGAUAUAAAACAGAAGGCCCAAACCAGCUUCUAAAUAACCUGCAGGGCUCCAGGAGAUGUUUUUGUUUUCCCCUGACAUUCUCUUCCCCUUAAUUUCAGAACCAACUUGUGGGAAUGUUUUUGACACUCCUAACUUUUCUUCCCCAAUUUUAUUUUGAAAAAUCUCAAAACCCACAGAAAAAUUGCAAGAAAGUACAAUGACCACUUGCAUAUCUCUCACUUAAUUCACCACUUAACAUUCAGCCUCAUUGGCUUUUUCUCUCUCAUUAGGCCUUUUCUCUGUCUUGUGGGCAUAUGAGCCAUAAAUUCUCUCCCAUGCUCCAAGGGGGUGAGGUGAGGGGAUAAGAUUUAGUGACCAAGUUCAGAAUCCUUUAUGGUCCCUUCUUAACUGGAUAGCCUCAGCUUGUUGCCUUCAACUUCAUGUGCUGCACAGGCUGUGAUAACGGCUCACGCUGAGUUGCAGUCCCACAUUCCUCCUGUGCAUUUUCUCACACGUCAAGCCGAAGGUGAAGAUACUAUGAGCUGAGAACUAAUUAUCCAUGUUUUGGUCCCACAACUAGAAGGAGAUCUGGCCCCUGAGCCUCGACUCUUCCCCACUCCCACUAUGUUUCAUACUUGCUACUCAAGUUGUGACUUGGAGACCAGGCGCAUCUACAUGCCUGAGAGCUUGUUAGAAAUGCAGAGUCUUGGGCCCCACCUCAGAUUGUGGGAUCAGAAUCUGCAUCUUGACGAGGUAAAUCACGCGCCCACUAAGAUCCGAGAACUCCUCAUCCCUCACUCCACUUUGCAGCUGCCCCCUUCUCCCCCUUUUCCUUUGCCCUGUGCCUUAUAUAUUUAUUUACUCAUAAGUCCUGAGUUAACACUGAGCCAUAAAGGUUACCCUCAGCUGACCAGAGUCCGGAUAUAAUGUUCUAUAUUUUUUAAAGAAUGGUCUCCUGAGCCUGUAGCAGUGAUUGGGAAACCCACAGAUGGCUCGGAAUGAGCCCUAGUCACCACUGAGUCUGACUGCUACACUUUCUCAUGUCAUUCCCACACGGUAUAGUUCGCACAAACUAUGUGAAUCACCAUCAGGCCCAGGGAUUCAGGUCUGCUUGUGCUUACU